This is a messenger RNA of Venturia canescens, 4623 nucleotides long. It is a transcript of the gene bmm, whose product is annotated as brummer. The coding region runs from base 638 to 2560 and encodes 640 amino acids. NCBI's taxonomy places the organism in Eukaryota, Metazoa, Arthropoda, Insecta, Hymenoptera, Ichneumonidae. Gene Ontology annotation, cellular component: cytoplasm; membrane; lipid droplet. The transcript is spliced from 13 exons. The record is from RefSeq and is a predicted model, not a curated record. Gene Ontology annotation, biological process: lipid homeostasis; triglyceride catabolic process. Gene Ontology annotation, molecular function: triacylglycerol lipase activity.
ACGCUCGCAUUCAUAGAAUUUUAUCAUGCGCGUCAUACGUCGUGAAUGCCGGAAAUUGUUUUUGAAAAAAUUAUUUUUCUAGCAUUUCACAGCACCAAAAAUACAUCUACAUAACGUUUAGGAUGCGUAUGUCACGGAAGAAGAAAAGAGACAGAUUAUUUAGGCGGAGCUUUAACCACACCACGCAAAUUAAACCAAUAGGAAGACCGCGUCAUAUCUGUGCGAAUCGAACGUCACGAGCGCAUUGUUACUUCUUGUUUUGCUUGUGUGUUGUGUCACGUCUUUCUUCUUUUUUUUCGUACGUUGCUUUUGCUUGAACAUUCUUACGACGAUAAGGCGCAUAUUCUUGGGCUUGAGGAAUGGAACGCGCGAGUGAGAAAAGUAGUCUUCAGUCAUUUGUCGAGUAGUGAUCAAGCGAACAGCUGGUGUAUGCGUGAAUUUGUUUUUUUUUCGCGUAUCAACACGAAAAAGCGCGCGGCUUUAUUUGUCUCAUUUGGAAGCUUUGAACGAGCGUAGAUUUUUUUUGCAUUUUGUCGUAUGUGAACGUGUGCACAAGGCUUGGGAUUCGUACGGAAGAGCAACCAGUGCUCUUCUAUAUGGUUCUUGGACAUAUUUAUACUCGCAAAUAGUGUAAACAAUGAAUUUGUCCUUCGCGGGAUGUGGUUUCCUCGGUAUUUAUCAUGUUGGAGUAGCAGCAUGUUUCAAAAAAUACACGCCUCACUUGCUGCUGGAUAAGAUCAGCGGAGCUUCAGCUGGUGCAAUCGCUGCCUGUUGUCUUCUUUGUGACUUGCCCCUCGGGGAAAUGACAAGCAAUGUCUUACGAGUAGCACGUGAAGCGAGACAACGGACUCUCGGACCUUUCAGCCCUUCCUUCAAUGUUCAACAAAUACUCUUGGAAAGCUUGCAAAAGUAUCUUCCAAACGAUGCUCACAUCAGGGUCAGUGGCAAACUCCAUAUUUCCCUAACGAGGGUAUACGAUGGAAAAAAUGUCAUUGUUUCGCAGUUCAAUUCGCGAGAAGACCUCUUACAAGCUCUGCUCGCAAGUUCCUUCAUUCCUUUUUUCUCAGGAAUAUUUCCUCCGAGAUUUCAUGGCAUAAGGUACAUGGACGGCGGAUUCAGCGAUAAUUUACCAACACUAGACGAGAAUACAAUAACUAUAAGUCCUUUUUGUGGAGAGAGUGAUAUCUGCCCUAGAGAUAUAUCCUCUCAAUUGUUCCACGUAAAUUUUGCGAAUACUAGUAUUGAGCUCUCGAGACAAAAUAUCUACAGGUUUGCGAGAAUUUUAUUCCCGCCAAAUCCCGAGAUUCUAUCGAACAUGUGUAAACAAGGAUUCGACGACGCUCUGAGGUUUCUGCACCGCAACAACUUGAUCAAUUGCACACGAUGUUUGGCGGUACAAUCGACGUUCGUAGUAUCGGAGACACUCGAUGAAAGCAUGGAAUACGAUCCGGAAUGUGUGGAGUGUAAAAUUCAUAGACAGGAAGCGUUGGUUGCGAAUUUGCCAGAACCGGUAAUGACGAUAUUUCAAGAUGCUAUUGACGCCGCGAACAAGGGUAUAAUAAAUUGGCUUUUCAAGCACAAAAGUGUGAAGAUUCUGUCGCUGUUGAGCCUCCCUUACACCCUACCAGCGGACGUUGUCUACGCUACCUUUACGAACUUGGUUGGGAACACUGUAGAGACAUGCACGUUGGAAUACAAAGUUAUCGGGAAUAUCCUGCGUACACCUCAGAAUGUGGUCAACACAUGUGCAUUGCACUUGCCUUCGUCAUCACGAUUCAUUGUGCAUGCUCCAAAGCUGAGAACCAAUCUGCUCGAAAUAAGUCAAUUUAUCUUGGAACAACUAAGCUUCUUAUUCCCAAAAAUGAACACGUAUUACCCAUCUUUAUCACAAACGAUAAAAUGUCAUCUAGCAAUUAGACAAUAUGGAUCAAGUAUUUACGAUAUGGAAGCUGCCGAAGAUCCCGAUUGCAUGACGUACAAAAGUCAGAAACCCAAUCGAAACUUUUCGCUUCAGUACAAUAACGAAAUACAGCCGUGGGAGCACGACGAGCACGAUUGCGCUCGGAAAUCUAGUUGCGUAAUAAACAUGUCAGACAAAGCGACCUACGAUGAUACCUUUGAAAAUAUUCUCCAAGUUACUUCCGAUCAGGAAGCAAUAAUCGCGUAUUAUUACAUGGACGAAGAUAACAAAGUACGAGUUACGGAAAUAUUCGAUGUUACGGAUUCGGACGCCCACGGAAUGCUCUCGCCCACUGAGAUGGAAGUCAAUACGAAACUUCAAUUCGACGAAUGGGACGAGCCAACGUGGUUAUCUCAGCACGCAUUCUCUAAUGCUGUAACGGAGUCUCUUUACACGGAUGACAAUCAGCCGAGUUUAGACGGCCUUUCUGACACAUCGUACGACGACGAACUUUUCGAAGGAUCAAAUAUAUUUUCGGAUCCUGAAAGCGAGUGGGGAAUGGACAAAAGCCAUGAAGUAAUAACCGUCGAACUACCUCUUUCUAUAGCAAAUCCUCCUGACAGCCGACCUGAAGUUGAUCAACCAACCUUAUCCGAUUGAUGACUUUUCAACCAAUCACCUUUUUUUACCCACGUGUUACUUAACGAGGUUUUAUCAUUCCAUUCUCUAAUGAAUUCGAUUCUUCGUCUUCAUCGUCAUAGGAUAUUCGCAGUAUCGAAGUCUGUAUCGUGGAGGCUUGACGAAAAUUGGUUUGCUCCUUAAUUCAUCACUUUCUUUCAUUUCUUUGAUCAGAGAAAUAAUUUUUUAUAUCUCCGAGCCAGAUCGAUUUCCAGUACAAUACUUCUCGAAAAAAGCCUUCUCAAUUAUCGUAAUCCAAAUUUAGAAAUAAAUUCUGCACUUGUCUGACAAGUGGACGAUAUUUUAAUUCGCUCCAACGAUGCAAAAUUCGAGAAGGCUAAACCAAAAUUCAUUUUUGGUUUAGACUGCACGUAUUGAUUGGGGCAAACACUUCUUUCUUCGUUCACAUUGGAACUGAGGGAAAAGUAAAGCCUCGUAGAAACAAUCCGAUGUUGACAAUAUUUGAGAACAUCUGUCGGAAGAAUUUCAGCCCGCAAAUGAACGAAGUUAGGUAUUUAUAUGUAAAAAAAGAAUCAAUCAUAUUCGAUUGAUUCGCCAUUUUUACAGAUUUGAAUAUUUAAGAAAAACUGAAUUAUCUGUGCAUUUUUUGGAUGAAAAAAAUUCUGCAGUCUUAAUGGUCAACUCGAGCUGAUAUAUCGACGAUUAUAAGUAAUUAUGUUAUUUCGGUUUCUUUUAUAACUAUUAAGGCAAAAAUACACUUCACUUCUGUGAAGUAAUCGUGAUAUCACUAGGAACGAGAUAAAUUUAAGGAAUAGGAGGCGAAUAUUAUAUUUUUUUUCUUGCCAAAACAAUGAGUAGUAACCGAAUUUUGCUCUUUCAUAUUUAUUUUUUAAACGGGUUAAUCAUUUUGCUAAUUUAUUUAACGUUUCUUGCCAAGCUUCCCGGGAAGCAAUAUUAUUUUAUUUUCUUCUCGGCAGAGUUCAUUGGAAUUAGCCGUGAAUUUACAAAUGCAUGAAUUUGUUUCUUUAAAGAUAAAUCGAAUUUUAGUCGCGAAUUUAAUAAUUUAUAAAUUUUGUUAAUAAUUCAAGGAUCAAUUUUGGCUCGUGAGAUGCGUGGCGCAUUUUGACAUUUUCAUUUCGCGAAAACGACACAAGUGCAAACGACAAUACGGAAUUUUCUAGUGAAUAACGUUUUUUGCAUUAUUAUUAUUGGCGAAAAUGUGAUGGAAAAAACCUAGUCGAAUAAUCUCGUCGACAGAGAGGAAAUCAUGUCUUUUUUCCCUCUAAAAUAUUGAAAUCCAGAUUUUCAGACUCCAGUGAAUUGAAAUAUUCGAUUUCCUUGAAAGCGAGGAAGCUUUACUUUCGGAGUCGAAGAAGAUAGAAAAAUAUUAAUAUCCAUAGUUUUUAUUGCGGAGAGGAGAUUCGCUCUGCGUUUUCAUAACUGUAAGGAAAAGUCGAAUCUAGAAAUAGUUGACAAAUAUCUGCGUUAAAACUUCAUUCUUAAAUAGUUCAUUCAAAACCUUUCAUAAACUAAAAAUCAUGAUUUUUACAUAUUUUUUCCUCAGCACGAUCAACAAAUGAUGUUCAAAAGCAAAGUAUCCCUCAAUAUAUUUUUUUUUCUUGAUCUGACAGUCUGAUGAACAAUGCACAAUGCAUCACGUGAAGUGAUUACUUUUUCUAAAUAUUUUUUAUGUACAUGCAAGCUACGAUGUUGGACGAAAAAUUCUAAUGAAAAAGUGUAAGGACACGAGUAGUAAGCAUAAUUUUGUAACCGAUCGCACAGCAAGACACUCGAGUAUCCAGAGUAUUUUAACUGCUCUGUAGGAUUAUAAAAAAAAUUUCGGAUCUUUGACCACAAUUCCAUGAACAAAAUGAAAAAAUGUAACGCGAGAAAGCCGUGAACCUUUCACGCUGCAAUGAAAGUGACGAUGUUAUAUUGUUGGCACUGAACAUUUUUGUAACUAGUACUUAUUUAUUUCGAAGAUGUACGGGCAUUUGCCAUAUUUUUCUCCCUGAUUAUCUGUACUAAUUUAUAUGUUAUUAUAAAUGAUAUUUUUAUGUAAAUAUACGAAUUAUAUUUUUCAA